Molecule: messenger RNA, 1678 nt
Organism: Corylus avellana
Lineage: Eukaryota; Viridiplantae; Streptophyta; Magnoliopsida; Fagales; Betulaceae
Product: P-loop containing nucleoside triphosphate hydrolases superfamily protein
Source: RefSeq, a predicted model, not a curated record
GAUGGUCUUUUGCUCAUUGUAGCCCGUUGUAGCCUCCUAAAGACAAAGGAAUAUCCAUUGGAGAGGGGCCCUUCUCCGCUAGGUUCCGUCUUUCGCAUACUCCCAACAAGAACUCUUACAAAGAAUGGCUUCUUGUCUCUUUUCUCCUAUCCUUAUCGUACACCCCACUUCCCGUUCCACUCUUCGAAGAAGAGCUUUUGCGGUGGCGGAUUUAUCAGCAGAGAAUGGUAGUAGUGGCAGCGAUGAUAGUAAUUCUUCUCAUCAGUCAACCAAAUUGGUCACCUUUUUGGGCAAAGGUGGGUCCGGCAAGACCACCUCGGCGGUUUUCGCCGCUCAGCAUUAUGCAUUGGCUGGGCUCAGCACAUGCUUGGUGAUACAUAACCAAGACCCCACAGCUGAUUAUCUUUUGAAUUGUAAGAUUGGAACUUCUCCCGUCACAUGCAACAAGAACCUUUCGGCUGUUAGGUUGGAAACCACUAAAAUGCUUCUUGAACCUCUCAAUCGACUAAAGCAAGCAGAUGCUCAUCUUAAUAUGACCCAAGGAGUUCUCGAAGGGAUUGUGGGAGAAGAGCUUGGGAUGCUUCCUGGGAUGGAUUCUAUUUUUUCGGCAUUUGCACUUGAGAGGCUUGUAGGAUUCUUGAGUAAUGUGGCUCAAAGGAGCAACAAAAAAGAUAAAUUUGACGUAAUAAUAUAUGAUGGAGUCAGCACUGAGGAAACUCUACGGAUUAUAGGUGCAGCCAGUAAAGCAAGAUUGUAUUUGAAAUAUCUACGGAACCUGGCUGAAAAGACUGAUCUUGGGAGAGUGGCUGGUCCUUCACUCAUGAGACUUGUAGAUGAAACCAUGAGUAUUACCGGCAGCAGGUCCUAUCUGAAUGGGAAAAUGAGUGCAGAAGUAUGGGAAACUCUGGAACAAAUGUUGGAGAGAGGAUCCUCUGCCUUCUCAGAACCGCAUAAAUUCGGCUGCUUCCUUAUGAUGCAUCCAGAUAGUCCAAUCUCUGUCAAUUCUGCAUUACGUUAUUGGGGCUGUACAAUCCAAGCUGGAGCACAAGUUUCUGGUGCUUUUGGUAUUGCUUCUCCACAUUUGAAUGUAGAAUCAAUGGAAACAGUCAAGAAAACUUUUUCACCCGUGCCUUUUGCUUUCAUUCCACAAUUCCAAUUCAGUUUCCCUCUUGACUGGAACAAAAUUUUGCUCAACACUGUAAGUGAAGAUGCAAAGAAUCUUCUUUCUGUGCCAGCAAGCCGCAGCAGCAAUAUGUCAUCGGUAAAAUUUGAUUCAGCCAAGAAGUCAGUAACCCUUCUCAUGCCAGGUUUUGACAAGUCUGAGAUCAAGCUAUAUCAAUACAGGGGUGGAUCCGAGUUACUGGUGGAAGCAGGGGACCAAAGACGUGUCAUUCUUCUACCUCCUGAGAUUCAAGGAAAGGUGGGAGGUGCCAAGUUCCUGAACAGAAGUCUUGUAAUCACAAUGCGGUAGUGGAAUUACACUGAUAAAUAGUAUUCUUUUUUUCGCUUUGGAUAUUAUAGUGUUCAUAUGAUUGAUGAUUUGAUAUUGAUCUAUGUGAGAAUCACUUGUAUUUUGAACACAUGUUUGUUUGUAGAAGGGUUGAAUUCAUUCAACCCUGUUUUGAAGAAAACUUUAAUGGGUUGGGGUUAAUAAAUCAACUAACCAUUGUGAUGACAA